AUGUCUUCUUUGUUUCAGGAAGUAUCACUUAGAAAAGUUAUUGCAGAUAAGGCAUAAGUAACAGUAACUUUAUUAGAUAGAAAAUAGCGGUUCUUGUAAUGAUGUUAAAGGACAUAUAAAAAGAAGAGGAGGAAAUUUUGAAAUAAUUUAACAAAAUGACUAAAGAUGCUCGAACGAUCAAUGAAUUGUAUGAGAUUACGGAAAUGAUUAACUAUGAGAUGAGUGUUAGGAAUGACGACAAAAUGAUGAUCCUAGAUGAAAUAGUUCAUCAGGAAGAGCAACUGUAAGUAGUUGAAUAUAUUUCAGGCUGACUGAGUAGGCGAGUUUAUAGAAGCAAAUCAAUAGUAUAUCAAAAGAUUUAGAGACAUCAGAGAAGUUUCAAUAGACACGUUCUCUACGUCAAACUGGAAGAUUCAUGUAGUUAAUCAUAACAAUCAUAAUAUGAAUGUAGAGACUAAAAGUGUUUAAUCAAACAUAAUUACAAGUUAUGAUUUUGAGAAGAAUAGUUAUGUUGAUGAUUUGAUUUGAGUAUAAUCAAAGUUGAAUGAUAAAAUUCAAGAUAAUAUAUUUAAUGAUCCAAUUAAAUAUGAUACACAAGAAGGAAUUGAUGAAACUCAAGUUUAUGAUUGGAUUCUUGAUAUAGACCUCAUAAAUAAUGUAUAACAAGGUUGGACAGUCUAUAUAAGCAAAUAAUUCUAAGCAAAUAAAGAAUUGGUAGAUUAGCAAAUAACGAUAAAAAAACUUAAAUCAAAUGGGAAGGAGCUGCAGUUGACGUUGUAGGAUUGUAUGAUAAAGGUAAAACCUUUGUAUUGAAUAAUCUUACUUAAUCUAAUUUACCAUCAGGAAAAAAAAGUGACUAUAAAAGGAAUUUCUUUUAAACAUGUGGAUGUUGACUCUGGUACUUAAUUAAUUUUGAUUGAUACUGCUGGAAGUGAUUCUCCAGUUAAAAUUUAAUCAGCAAUGAGUAUUGUUGAAAAAGAAUUAACUGAACAUAUCAUCAUAGAUUUUAGUUUUUGA
This is a messenger RNA of Paramecium sonneborni, 1017 nucleotides long. The record is from the annotation of a GenBank genome assembly. Lineage: Eukaryota; Ciliophora; Oligohymenophorea; Peniculida; Parameciidae.